GGCAAGUUGGUGAGAUCAUAUGUUGUGCAUGUUUGCUUUAGUUAACUAUUUAGAGUACAAACUACAUUGAAACAACCAUUCUGUUUCAAAGAUUGACAUGGAGAGGAUUUUAGAUCAGAAGCUUGUUUCAAGCUGGUUUGACGUUCAUCAAUCCGUGCCCGAAACAUAUGUUUUCCCACCCGAAAAACGACCCGGCAAGCUCAACGUUCCCCUAUGCAAAAGCAUUCCAGUAGUUGAUCUCGGGAGCCAUGAUCGCCGUGACACCAUUCAGCAGAUUUUCAAAGCCAGCCAGGACUUCGGCUUUUUCCAGGUUAUCAACCAUGGAGUUUCGAAUAAGUUAAUCGAUGAUACAAUCAGUGUUUUCAAGGAGUUCCAUGAAAUGCCCUCAAAAGACAAGGCAAGAGAAUGCUCCAAGGAUCCAAGUCGAGACUGCAAGCUCUACACAAGCAGUGAAAACUACGCAAAUGAAGAAGUUCACUACUGGAGAGAUGCAUUGACUCACCCUGGUCAUACUUCAGAAAAAUACCUGCAAUAUUGGCCUCAAAAACCAACUCAGUACCGAGAUGUUGUUAAGCGGUAUUUGGAGGAGGCGAGGAACUUGGGUGCUGUGAUUCUGGAGCUGCUUGCUGAAGGGUUGGGACUUAGCGCUGAGUUCUUCAAUGGUGGGCACAGUGAUAGUCCAAUGCUGUUGUCGAAUCAUUAUCCGCCGUGUCCGGAUCCUAGCUUAACCUUGGGGUUAACCAAACACCGGGAUCCUACCCUCAUAACCAUUUUGCUUCAAGAUACAGAAGGGCUUCAAGUUUUCAAAGAUGGGAACUGGAUUGGGGUUGAGCCUGUUUCUACAGCUUUUGUGGUCAACAUAGGCUAUGUACUCCAGAUUAUCAGCAACUCAAAGUUUAAAGGUGCAGAACACAGAGUGGUGACUAAUUCAAGAGUCGCAAGGACAACCAUUGCUUACUUGAUUUAUCCUUCUAAUGAGAACCUUAUAGAACCUGCAAAAGCUCUAUGCAACCAAAAUCCGCCACUCUACCAAUCGUUGACAUUUAAGGAGUUCCUUAAAAACUUCAAGGCAAACUUCAAAUCUAAAAUCGACAGUACUGAAGCAGUGUUGCAGACUAUAAGCCUCUCAGGUAGCUAGUGUUGUAAUAGGAACUUUUAUGACUAGGUGAUCCUUGCAAAAUGAAUUAAACUUGAAAAGUUUAUAUAGGAAACAUAUAUUUACAGUUUCACUUUCACAUCGUUGAGACGUUGUUGUUGUUGUUGGUUUUUUUUUUUGUGAGAAUAUUGAGACGUUGUUAUCAUAUUUGUAAGUUGUAACG
Rosa chinensis is the source of this 1319-nucleotide messenger RNA. RefSeq names its product hyoscyamine 6-dioxygenase. The transcript is spliced from 4 exons. NCBI's taxonomy places the organism in Eukaryota, Viridiplantae, Streptophyta, Magnoliopsida, Rosales, Rosaceae. The record is from RefSeq and is a predicted model, not a curated record. The coding region runs from base 98 to 1138 and encodes 346 amino acids.